This is a messenger RNA of Trichobilharzia szidati, 483 nucleotides long. NCBI's taxonomy places the organism in Eukaryota, Metazoa, Platyhelminthes, Trematoda, Strigeidida, Schistosomatidae. The record is from the annotation of a GenBank genome assembly.
GUAAGCCACAAACAAAUUACUUCCGAUAAUGGCACAUCUCUCGAUACUCUGCAUUGUCAUGGCUUGUGUUCUCCUCCCACAUCUCGUCGAAAUGAAGCCUUACAAGAAGUCCGAGAAACUGCCACUAAAUUUUGCAGAGGAUGGAUCAUGGAACAUCAAGUUUGGAGGACUGACUGUUGGCAGUAACGAGAAGGGAGUGGUGAAGCUGGGGUCUGGUCUGUGUGUGACAAACUUCGAUCUGUCGAAACCGACUUCUGAGGAGUUGUCUGCGAAGAAGGGAACUCGACAGGUGGACAUUGCCUGCAAACGUCCUGAUGUGAAGAAGAUUGAGAAGAAGAUUCAAAGUUUGAAGAAGGACAUCAAGGAGGCGAAGGAUGCGAAGUCGAAGAAGGAUUAGAUGUUCUGUGUUGAGGGAGAUUCAGUAUUUCUCUGGUUGGACAAGUGAAGUGACCGCGAUUGACAUGUUUUUUAAAUGAAUACUCA